Aspergillus viridinutans is the source of this 1677-nucleotide messenger RNA. Its product is annotated as putative 2-methylcitrate dehydratase. Gene Ontology annotation, molecular function: 2-methylcitrate dehydratase activity; 2 iron, 2 sulfur cluster binding. The transcript has 4 exons. NCBI's taxonomy places the organism in Eukaryota, Fungi, Ascomycota, Eurotiomycetes, Eurotiales, Aspergillaceae. The record is from RefSeq and is a predicted model, not a curated record. Gene Ontology annotation, cellular component: mitochondrion. The coding region runs from base 1 to 1677 and encodes 558 amino acids.
AUGUCUGCCUCGUGUUCCGCGCUGAGACGGCUGACCCACAGGUCUCCCCGCACUUUGCCAUCCCGCAUCGUCUCCGUCUCCAGGCCCUCCUCCCGCAUUGUCGCUCUCAACUCCUUCACCAAGGCCGUCAACUCUUGCGCUCCCCGAGUUUCACAGUUCUCGACAAUGACUGUUCUUCAGCAUGGUGCUCCCUCUGCUCCAACAGAGAGGAGCUAUGAUCCCGAGAUCAAGGAUAUGGCUGAUUAUGUUCACAACUACAGUGUGAACUCUGAUUUGGCGUAUGACACUGCCCGUCUGGUCUUCCUUGACACCCUGGGUUGCGGAUUGGAGGCCUUGAGAUUCAAGGAAUGCACCAAGCUGUUGGGCCCCGUUGUGGAGGGUACUGUUGUCCCUAACGGUACCCGUGUCCCUGGUACUCCCUACCAACUGGACCCUGUCAAUGGUGCCUUCAACAUUGGUGCCAUGAUCCGGUGGCUUGACUACAAUGACUGCUGGCUUGCCGCCGAAUGGGGUCACCCCUCCGACAACCUGGGCGGUAUUCUCGCUGUCGCUGACUGGAUCUCCCGCACCAACCGUGCCGGAGGUAACCUCGGAAAUGGCAAGAUUGUGAAGGUCAAGGAAGUGCUGGAGGCUAUGAUCAAGGCCCACGAAAUCCAGGGUGUUCUGGCCCUGGAGAAUUCGUACAACAGGGUCGGCCUGGACCACGUUGUGCUGGUCAAGGUUGCCACCACUGCUGUGGUUGCCAAGAUGCUCGGUCUCAACGAGAAGCAGACCGCCGAUGCCAUCACCCAGGCUUGGGUGGACGGCCAGAGUCUCCGUACCUACAGACACUCCCCCAACACCAUGUCCAGAAAGUCGUGGGCUGCUGGUGAUGCUUGCCAGCGUGCUGUCAACCUUGUCCUAAAGGUACAGAAGGGUGAGGGCGGUGUUCCCACUGUCCUGUCCGCCCCCGUCUGGGGUUUCUAUGACGUUCUGUUCAAGGGCAACAAGUUCAAGUUCCAGCGCCCUUACGGCAGCUACGUCAUGGAGAACGUCCUUUUCAAGGUUUCCUACCCAGCCGAGUUCCACUCUCAGACCGCCAUUGAGUGCGCGCAGAUUAUCAACAGGAAGCUGGCAGCUAUGGGCAAGAGCGCCAAGGACAUCAAGGAAAUCACCAACCGGACCCAUGAGGCUUGCAUCCGGAUUAUCGACAAGCAGUUCAAGGCUAUGGACAACUUUGCGGACCGUGACCACUGUGUCCAGUACAUGGUUGCCACCAUGCUGGCCUUCAACCGCCUGACCGCCGAGGACUACGCUGACGGCUCCGAGGCCGCCACCUCGCCUCUGGUUGAGGACCUGCGCAAGCGCAUCCGCUGUGUGGAGGACCCUCAGUUCACCCGUGACUACCACGACCCUGCCAAGCGCACCAUCCCCAACGCUCUGACUGUUACCCUGAAGGACGGCACUGUUCUCGAGGCGGUCGUUGUUGAGGCUCCCCUGGGACACCGCUUCAGACGUGAGGAGGCCAAGCCCGAGAUUUUGUCCAAGUACAAGCGCCACCUGGAGUCCCACUUCGACCAGGCCCGUAUUGACGAGCUUCUGCAAGUUGGCUUGGACCGUUCUACUCUAGAGAACUACGAUGUUGACAAGUACGUUGAUCUCUAUGUCAAGGACAAGAUGGUCGUUUCUGCUCAAUGA